Molecule: messenger RNA, 4975 nt
Organism: Hyla sarda
Lineage: Eukaryota; Metazoa; Chordata; Amphibia; Anura; Hylidae
Gene: GSK3B
Product: glycogen synthase kinase 3 beta
Exons: 9
Coding region: 40-1002 (320 amino acids)
Biological process (GO): regulation of microtubule cytoskeleton organization; insulin receptor signaling pathway; protein phosphorylation
Cellular component (GO): axon; nucleus; cytoplasm
Molecular function (GO): tau-protein kinase activity; beta-catenin binding; ATP binding
Source: RefSeq, a predicted model, not a curated record
UUUUUUUCUUCUAAAUUUCAGAACCGAGAGCUGCAAAUAAUGAGAAAGCUGGAUCACUGCAACAUUGUGCGGCUGCGCUACUUCUUCUAUUCCAGUGGAGAGAAGAAGGACGAGGUUUACCUGAACCUGGUGCUGGAUUAUGUUCCGGAGACGGUGUACAGAGUGGCCAGACAUUACAGCCGCGCCAAGCAGGCGCUGCCCAUGAUAUAUGUCAAGUUGUACAUGUAUCAGCUGUUCCGCAGUUUAGCCUACAUCCAUUCCUUUGGGAUCUGCCAUCGGGACAUCAAACCACAGAACCUCCUGCUGGACCCCGAUACUGCGGUGCUGAAGCUGUGCGACUUCGGAAGUGCUAAACAGCUGGUCCGUGGGGAGCCCAAUGUCUCCUACAUCUGCUCUCGGUACUAUAGGGCCCCGGAGUUGAUCUUUGGGGCCACUGACUACACCUCCAGCAUAGAUGUGUGGUCAGCGGGUUGUGUGCUGGCAGAGCUCCUCCUCGGGCAGCCCAUCUUCCCCGGGGACAGCGGUGUCGACCAGCUGGUGGAGAUCAUCAAGGUCCUGGGCACCCCGACACGGGAGCAGAUCAGAGAGAUGAACCCCAACUACACAGAGUUCAAGUUCCCUCAGAUAAAGGCGCACCCCUGGACUAAGGUUUUCAGAGCUCGAACUCCCCCGGAGGCCAUUGCAUUGUGUAGCCGGCUGCUGGAAUACACGCCAACCGCCCGCCUCACCCCACUGGAUGCCUGCGCCCACUCCUUCUUUGAUGAGCUGCGAGACCCCAACCCCAAGCUCCCCAAUGGCCGUGAAUUCCCUGCACUGUUUAACUUUACCACUCAAGAACUGUCCAGUAACCCUUCCCUCUCUUCUAUCCUAAUCCCGGCACAUGCUCGGAACCAAGCGUCUGUGUCCACCCCCACGAAUGCCACAGCAACAUCAGACUCAAAUGCUGGGGACCGCGGGCCGACUAACAACGCAGCCUCCGCCUCUGCCUCCAACUCCACCUGAGCCAAUACCGCAGCAUGUACCGCGCACGGACGAGAAGGAAACGGGCAAAGUAGCAAGAGGGUGGGGAAAGAGAGGGGGAUGGCGCUCACCCUGUGUCCCUGGACUCCUCCACCAAACACUGGCCACAUUUAUCAAGAAGAAGAAAAUAUAUAUAUAUAUAUAUACAUAAACUGUAAAGGAAGAGCGCCAUCAUGUGGAUUUUAGUGGUUCAGUUUUUUAUUAUUAUAAUUAUUAUUGUUAUUUAACCUUGUAAAAUAUCUAUAAAUACUGCAGGUUAUUUUCUUCUUUUUUUUUUUUUUUUCUUAAUUUUUUUUUUUUUUUUUUUGCGUGUAAUUUUUUUGUUUUAAUUAUUUUUUUUUUAAAUCGGGCUCCAUAGGAGUUUUGUUGGUGAGAGGGGCGGGGUCCUCUUCCCCUCCCCCAUCACUUGCCCAGUGGAGGACGGUUUGAUGAUUGGCCGCUGAUGCAUCCGUCGCCCACUGGCCCCUCAUCAGUUCUUGUGGUUUUUACUUUUUUGUAAAUGGUGCAGUCAGCGGGAUCGGGGGCCGGCUCCUCCCAUCAUCACACCGGAUUGAAUCUGGGAGUGCCUUAUUGUAUGAGACCGCCCCCACGCUGCGCACCCUCCCUUCCCCCUUAGUUCUUUCCUCUGUAGGUUGCAGACGUCUCAGUUUCCAUGUUUUUUUGUUUUUUUUCUAUUGUAAAUUUUGCCAAAUUUGCUUGAGGGAGGAAAGAAUGGAGAGGGGGGGGACACUCAUGCAUGUGGCUUUUUAUUGGCUUCUGUAGUGACCUCAUUGAUUGGUUGGGUCAGAUGCAAGGGAGGGGCUUCACUAUGUAGGGACAUUUUACCUCCACCCCUCCUGCUGCUUCCAUGGGCAUUAACUCUGCUGGACUAGUAUUGCUCCCACGAUUUCCACUCGGCAAGAGGACAAUUGCCAUUAACCUUUUCACUGCUGCUGCCAGGGUCGUCCCUUCUAUGAUAGAUUUUUGCUCCUAUUGUUCUGGGGUGUCCAGGUAGAGGAAAAUUUGAGUUCCAGACCCUGUAGACAUUGUCCAUGAACCCGCCCCCCAUCAUUGAGUACAUGGCCCUGUAGACAUUGUCAAUGAACCCACCACUCAUCAUUGAGUACACGGCCCUGUGGACAUCGUCAAUGAACCCGGCCCCCAUCAUUGAGUUCCUUGCCCUGUAGACAUCGUCUAUGUACCUAACCAGCCAUCAUUCAGUUCUCGCCCUCGUAGACAUUGUCAGUGUACCCACCACCCAUCAUUGUGUUCCCUGCCCUUUGAACAUUGUCAAUCAAUCCACCACCCAUCAUUGAUUUCCAAGCCCCGUAAAAAUCGUCAAUAUACCCACCAUCCAUCAUUGACUUCUCAGCUUCAUGCACAUCGUCGAUGUAUGUACCACCCAUCAUUCAGUUCCCGCGCCCGUAGACAUCGUCAAUAUACCCACCUCCCAUCACUGACUUCUCAGCUUCAUGCACAUCGUCGAUGUAUGUACCACUCAUCAUUCAGUUCCUGCCUCCGUAGACAUCGUCAAUAUACCCACCUCCCAUCCCUGAGUUCUUAGCUUCAUGCACAACGUCCAUGUACCCAUCAUUCAGUUCCCGCCUCCGUAGACAUCGUCAAUAUACCCACCUCCCAUCACUGAGUUCUCAGCUUCAUGCACAUCGUUGAUGUAACCACCACCCAUCAUUGAUUUCCCAGCCCAGUAGACAUCCUCGAUGUACCCACCACCCGACGGUAGGGAAGCCCCUGCAGAAAAGCUCUUGGGUCUUCUUGGAGAUUGAUAUCACAAUGGUUCGCUUCUGGAGGCUGCCUCUGUGCAUCCACAGAUGAUAUGCCCGUUUAUUGAAUACAUGCGCCCGGUGUUGGGUUUUUCCCGGAUGAUUCCUGUUACUCUUCAUGGUAAUUCAUCCCGAGGUCUAAGGCACCAGACACCUCACAGAGGACAUCAGUGGACAUUGAAUUGGUUCAUAGUGCUGGUGCCAUAUACAUCAUAUGGCCGAGAUUUUACCCCUUAAGUGGUUUUCCAGGUGGCGCUCUGCCCGUUCCCUGUGGUUACGGUACAUUUGCAUAUGGCGGAGCAGCUUCUCGUCUUAUUUUUGUGAGAUGUCUGGUUCUCGGCCCUCUGGGAGCGUUAGAGGCUCAAUGUCUGGGUCCCUUAGUGGUGCAGAAAAUGACCUCUCGGAACCCUUUAUAGGGUGAAUAACAUUGUGGCUUAUUCUCUACUCACAGCCGAAGCUGCAACAGAUUAAAGGGGUACUCCAGGCCAAAACUUUUUUUUAUAUAUCAACGGGCUCCGGAAAGUUAAACAGAUUUGUAAAUUACUUUGAUUAAAAAAUCUUAAUCCUUCCAAUAGUUAUUAGCUUCUGUAGUUGAGUUGUUGUUUUCUGUCUAACUGCUCUCUGAUGACUCACGUCCCGGGAGCUGUGCAGUUCCUAUGGGGAUUUUCUCCCAUCAUGCACAGCUCCCGGGACAUGACAUCAUCAUUGAGCAGUUAGACAGAAAACUUCAGAAGCUAAUAACUAUUGGAAGGAUUAAGAUUUUUUAAUAGAAGUAAUUUACAAAUCGGUUUAACUUUCCGGAGCCAGCUGAUAUAUGAAAUAAAAGUUUUUGCCUGGAAUACCCCUUUAAUCUGGUUUCCUGGCUUGUUUAUGGCGAUACAUUGUGGGGAGGGCAGUGUUCACACUGGGCCCAGAGUGGUGUCAUAAUGCAGUGCAUUGUGGGAUCUCGCCUCAGCCAGGAGUGGGGAGUGCAGCUUUGGAUGUGAUGGAGACAUUAUUUAACCAGUGAAAUGCUGUGGAGCAGAGACCCCUGGCUUCUGUAUGUGCUGAGCCACUCCCCUUUAAAGGGGUACUCCACUGGCCAGUGUUCCGAACAUCGGCUACGCACCCACAUGACAUCAGGUCAUGCCCCUUAAUGCAAGUCUAUGGGAGGAGGCAUGACGGCCGUCACGUCGCCUCCCAUAGACUUGCAUUGAGGGUGUGGUCGGACUUCACCAGGGGGCAUGGACGUUCCAAAUGCUGGCCAGUGGAGUACCACUUUAAGCAUGUGUAGUUCUGCUGAAGCUUCACCAAAAGAGAUGCAGAUCCUCCUUCCCCACCGGCCGUGAGAGGGUUAAGUAGCCAUAGCAUUCUUGUUUUCCUCUGGAUCAGCCUCCCUCCGCACUUUUUUCGUACCAUAGCGACAUUUCACAUAUGCCAUGUCCCUGAUAAAAGCACAGUGCAUGUAUGGGAUGACCAGAAGGUUCCACGUCACAGUCAGUGCGGGAGGGGGGAGGGGUGGGGAUCGCGGCGUCUGCGCUCUGUGUAUUUUUUACUUUUUUGUCACAUGCAAAACAAUCGCAAUAAUUUCAAUAUUUUCAUUUUAUUUUUUUUAUUCUUAAGUCUUACCUGCGGCGGGGUAAAAUGGGACUCGACCGUCUCCGUGCUUCAGAAUGUCGCCUACAGCUGUGAUUCCUUCUCUAUAGAUUAUAUAUAUAUAUAUAUAUACAUAUAUAUUAUUUUUUUUUCGCUUUGCCUGUAAUAUCGCAUCAACGUGUGUUUUUCGGAUGUACGACUCAGCGAACAUCCUCGAAACAGCUGGGAAGAAUCCAUCACGAUACGUGUAGAGGAAAAAAAAAAGACAAAAAAAAUAUAUAUAAAACAAACAAAAGCAAAAAAAUACACAAAAAGUUUCCAGUGGGCAGCGGUGACUCCGCCUCCUGCGUUCACAGUCAGAGAACAUUAUUACUACUUGAAUGCCUUCGUGACUCAAACAACAACCUGUAUUUUGGGCCCCGGUGGCGGCGGCGGCGCGGUCACGGUCUAUAGAUAUUUUUUUUUUAUUUUGUCUGUUCUGACGCCUCGUGUCCUGUCGCCGCCUCUUUAGCCCCUCCCCCUCCCUCCCCUCUUUGUAAAUACAUUUUGUUCUGUGUGACACAAUUCCAGAAAUAGUUACCUGGUAUCUGUAAUUUGCAUUAAAUAAAAAAAAAAGUAGG